GUGGACUCAGGGCUCCCAGUUGCUACCUUCACCCUCUGGAGGGACCUUCUCAGGCCAAGGGAACAGGCUGUGCCCUGCAGUCCACAGGAAGAGGUUAUUGGGGAGAAAGUGAGGGCUCACGGGAGGCCCAGCCCUGGAGUGGGCAGCUGGGAGAAGCAGUGAGCUCCCUAUUCCUAGAGGGAUGUGCCCUGAGGUUUCCACAGCCAGCUCCCUGAGGCCCGGAGCCACAGUGCCCAUCCUGUGUCCAUCUCUCUGUGUGUCUGCAGGCAUGCCAAUGCUCUCCGUCCAGCCCAAAGGGAAGCAGAAGGGCUGCGCAGGCUGUAACCGCAAGAUCAAGGACCGCUACCUGCUGAAGGCGCUGGACAAGUACUGGCACGAAGACUGCCUCAAGUGUGCCUGCUGCGACUGCCGCCUGGGCGAAGUGGGCUCCACCCUCUACACCAAGGCUAACCUCAUCCUGUGCCGACGUGACUACCUGAGGCUUUUUGGCACCACUGGAAACUGUGCUGCCUGCAGUAAGCUGAUUCCAGCCUUUGAGAUGGUGAUGCGGGCCCGGGACAACGUGUAUCACCUCGACUGCUUUGCCUGCCAACUCUGCAACCAGAGAUUUUGUGUGGGAGACAAAUUCUUCCUGAAGAACAACAUGAUCUUGUGUCAGAUGGACUAUGAGGAGGGCCAGCUCAAUGGCACCUUUGAAUCCCAGGUUCAGUAACACCUGGCACCUGGCCUCCAGGCCCAUCUGUCCGUCUGCCCAGCCGCCCGCCCACCCAGCCGGCCAGCCACUCUCCU
Loxodonta africana (African savanna elephant) is the source of this 789-nucleotide messenger RNA. It is a transcript of the gene LMO1, whose product is annotated as LIM domain only 1. The record is from RefSeq and is a predicted model, not a curated record. Gene Ontology annotation, biological process: positive regulation of transcription by RNA polymerase II. Lineage: Eukaryota; Metazoa; Chordata; Mammalia; Proboscidea; Elephantidae. The transcript is spliced from 3 exons. Gene Ontology annotation, cellular component: nucleus. Gene Ontology annotation, molecular function: transcription coactivator activity; DNA-binding transcription factor binding. Bases 182 to 712 code for a protein of 176 amino acids.